Trichoplax adhaerens is the source of this 1413-nucleotide messenger RNA. RefSeq lists its product as uncharacterized. The coding region runs from base 1 to 1413 and encodes 470 amino acids. The transcript is spliced from 11 exons. The record is from RefSeq and is a predicted model, not a curated record. Lineage: Eukaryota; Metazoa; Placozoa; Uniplacotomia; Trichoplacea; Trichoplacidae.
AUGGCACCAUUAGCCACUAAUCGUGAAGUCAAUAAUGAAAGUGAUCCAAGUAGCCCUUUGCAGAAUCUUUACAGUAAACUUCCAAAGUCAAUAGACUUAUCAAUAUGUCAAAGUAAUGCCACAUUGUCGACGAAAUCUUCCAAGCGGUGUCUCCAAGUCGCAUUAGAUGUAUUUUCAGCUCGCCUAUCUAAAGAUAAAUGGGAAAAAAAUCUUUCUUUGCCCGUUUUUAGUGCAUCACUAAGCCUUAAUGGCCUUCAAGUACAAGAGAACAUGUCGAAUGAGAUUUGUGUACUACAAAGACUUACUACGUUCGCUAGAACUGAAAUCUGUGAUGAUAAGCUAAAGCUCGCUGUUGGUGGUGAUAUAAGUACUAUAUUUUUUAAAUAUUCUGCAAGUAGUAUACAGUACUGGCAUCAUUUAUUGCCAAGAAGAGAAGUUAAAGAAAUCGAGAAUAGCAGCCAGAGUGAUAGAAUUGAAAUCAAGACUGCACGUUCAACUGCCUUAGAAAGAAUUGUACAAGAACUACUAAUAACCGUUAAUAUUACCCUUGCUGAUAUUACCUUUGAAUUUGAUUUCCGUACUGAUACGAGUAAACCAUCUCACUGUACCCGUAUUGUUAUGGGAUCAUUAAACACUGUUGCAGAAGUGCCGGAAGCAAACCGUUUAAAGAUUGAUUUUGGUAUGGAGAAUUUACUGGUAGAGACUAACAAAAAUAGUGAAAUUUUAUACGGAAGAUUACGGAAAAACAACACUUUUGUACUGCCUCAAAGUAGGAAGCACGUUUGGGGCCGCGUAAUCUCUUUUGCGAAUCUUCAGGCUCAGGCCUUCGCACAUAUACAUAGUGGAAAGCUGCACUCGAUUACAAUUAGUAGUCAAGCUACAGCACCUUGCAUAGAAUUUUCAGAGGCAGUCGAAGACUUUAUAACUAUGGCUAAAAUAUACAUACCUAAAUCGAAAUCAGCUAACAAUACCCGUAUAAAGAGCGAUCCUAAUAAUAGGACAAAUGAGAAGAUAAUUGCUGAAAUGAAUAUUAAAAUUACAGAUGUUAAUCUAUUUUUAUGCCAUUAUAACAAAGAUAUCAACCCAAUCAUGCUUAGAAUUGAUGAUGCAUUAUUCUUGAACAACUCAUCUGAACCUUUAACAUUUAAUAUAAGCGGAAUCAAAUGUGCUACUAUUUCGAAGAAAGAUAAGGAAAAUAAUACAUUCAAACGGGAAAUGGCGAAUGCUAUAAAAAUGGGAUUUUUAGAUUGUCCAUCUGUAAGAGUAACGAAAGAUCUCGAUAAUAUAAACAUUGUCCUAACAGAAUUUAUUGUGGAUUGGGACCCAACUACACAUAGAUGUAUCGCAGACAAUAUAACCUAUGCAGUAUCAACAAUCAAGCAAAUCAAAGGUCUUGAAAAGACAUUAGAAUAA